Messenger RNA from Gossypium arboreum, 1505 nucleotides. RefSeq lists its product as uncharacterized. Lineage: Eukaryota; Viridiplantae; Streptophyta; Magnoliopsida; Malvales; Malvaceae. Gene Ontology annotation, molecular function: glucosaminyl-phosphatidylinositol O-acyltransferase activity. Gene Ontology annotation, biological process: protein localization to plasma membrane; GPI anchor biosynthetic process. The transcript has 11 exons. The record is from RefSeq and is a predicted model, not a curated record. Bases 516 to 1292 code for a protein of 258 amino acids. Gene Ontology annotation, cellular component: endoplasmic reticulum; membrane.
AAAAACGCCACAAAAAUUAUUUCCCUUAAAAAAAUAUGCGGUUUUAUCCCUAAAUUUUCCCCUUUGAAACGCCUAAUUUUUUCCCCUAAAAUUAGUAUCCUCAAAACACCCCCCAAUCUCACCCCUUCGUUGCUCUUUUCAAUCAAGAAACUAAGAUGGCAGUCUUGAUUUGGCAUCAAAUUACUUCAGUCUUGAUUUGGUUUCCAGUUAUACUCUGAGAUAGAAGAGAUGGCAGUGAACCAGACGGCGGCGUUGAAGGUGGGGUUGUGUCUAUUGGGCUUCUGCUAUUCGGCUACACGUUCGUCUCCCUCCACAACAAAAACAAAAUAGAUAUCUCAGAGUCUGAACAAUAAAUCCAUUGCCUUCUUUAGGUUUAAAAUGCUUUUAAAUUGAAGAUUUUUAAUUAUCCUUUGGCUUCUAGGUUUUCGGCUUUUGACCCAUUGAAAAAUGGUGUUUGGCUAAAAGCUCUGAUCUUCUGUAAUAAAUUCACAACUACGUUUUCAAACUCUUCGUCAAUGGAUUCCUUCCCAAGAUCUUUGAAUCCUAAUAAGCACCUCAGAGAACAAUUCGUGAGCAAUUUGCCUGGAUCUUCCAUGCUUGAAGUCUCUGCUCUUUUGAAUAAUGUAGCUCUUCUAAUGCUUUUGCGGCACACUUUCUGCUUUCAGACAGUGAAUGAUACUUGUAGGAGUUUAAAGUCUUACCUAGCCUCAGUAGCUUUGGAUUAUGUCUUCAUUGUUCUACCCACACUUUUAAUUUUCACUGUUCUAGCAGAGUGGGUAUACAUAUGCAUGAUUAGGUUAUUGUUCUUGCUGAUCCUCUUUACUGCAGUCAAAAGAACUUACUCUUUGCCUUACAUGGAAGGACCUAAUGCUUCAAGGGCAAGCAUAUCAUCUUAUAGGGUUGUUACGAUGCUUAUCACAUGCUUGUGUAUCUUGGCUGUUGACUUCAGAAUAUAUCCUAGAGAAUAUGCUAAGACAGAGACUUACGUGACUAGCUUGAUGGACUUUGGAGUUGGCUCCUUUGUGCUAAUGAAUGCAGUUACUUCACGGCAAGCACGAAGCACUUGCUGGAAUUUCUUUUUCACACUUGCUGGUGUAUCCAUCCUUACAUCCAUUUUAAAUGUUCCCGCAGAAUAUUCUGGAAUUCUUGGUUCAGUAAUUUUAGUUGAACACAUUUAUCCAGGAUGGGAAGGAGAUGGCAUCAGUGCUUUAUACUUAUCGCAGCUGUGUCAAAGCACUUCCUCAGGGGGUAUGUUGGAAUUCACAGUUUGGGAUUCAGAAACUUGCUGCUGAAACUGGAGCUGCUUCGAUCUAUUGUGGAUUCUGGUUUUGAACAUCCUUUCAAAGGCAAAGUUUUAAACUCAUGUCUGAUGUUAACAUUCGUGAAUUCCAUGAAUUAAGUCAUUUUGUUUUUCUUGCUUUUAGUGACUUAUAAUGGUGGGCAGUAUACAAGUUUGGUGCUUUAUUAUUUUGAUUCUAUAUUUAUAUUUAAUCUAAUUUUUACUA